AUGUCAUUAAAGCAAAAUUACUUAUUAGUUUGUGUCUUAAAAUCAGUUUUUGACAGAAAAAUGUCCAUCAGUUGGGGCACACAAUAUUCGAAGCUGAAAACCAAUCUUGGUUUAGCUAUGAAUCGUCUGAAGAUGUUGGAGAAGAAGAAAACUGAAUUGGCUUUGAAGUCACGAACUGAAAUUGCUGAUUUCAUCGCGAAUCACAAAGAAGAUCGGGCUCGAAUUAGAGUGGAACAUAUUAUACGAGAAGAUUUUCUUGUCGAAGCAUACGAAUUACUAGAAAUGUAUUGCGAUCUGAUCCUUGCACGAUUUGGUCUUAUACAGCAAAUCAAGCAACUUGACGAUGGAAUUGCUGAAGCAGUUAUAAGUAUUUUAUGGGCUGCACCUCGCGUGGUAACAGAUGUGAGUGAAUUUAAGGUUAUUAGUGAUCAGUUAACUUUAAAAUAUGGUAAGACAUUUGCUGAAGCUGCACGGAGUAAUCAAUUAGAGUAUCCUGCUAAAGUGUCGCCGAAAUUAAUAUCUAAACUGAGUAUACAGGCACCUCCAAAAAUCUUGGUAGAAAGGUACUUGAUCGAAAUCGCCAAGUGCGCUGGGAUACCAUUUACUCCUGACCCAAAUAUUAUGCGUGAAGACGAAGUCGCUGCUGCAGAACAGAUGUUAAUAGAUUUUAGAAAUCAAGGCGGAAAAGGUUACGGUUGGAUGUAUCCCGGUGAUAAAUCAGAUAACAAAGGGUCACCUCCACCACCUUCAAAUGAAGGAUCUGGAUAUUAUCCGGGACCACCACCCCCUCCUCCUGCUGGAUUUAAAAACAAUUUCGGAGGUGCAGAAAAAAGUAUCUCUUCUGCCCUUUCUUCCAAUCGAGAUGUUCAUUGUGCUUUAAAUUAUCCUCGUUUGAGUCAGAUUGAUGGUUCACCCACUGAUGUUAAAAUUGAUCCGAAUCCACUCUCUGGCGUCCCAUCAGCUCCACCCACAGAUACCGCACCAUUCAUUUCAAAAAAUUUUGAAACACCUGAUUUUCCCGAGCCGCCAAGUGAUUUUCCUGGAAUGUUUGACUCAGAAUCACCAUCAAAAAAUGAUGGGCAUCAGUCAGAGGCUGGUGCUGGUAAAGAUGAACUUGAUUUUGAUGAUUUAGCAAAACGUUUUGAUAUGCUGAAGAAAAAAACUAAAAAAUAG
This is a messenger RNA of Thelazia callipaeda (thelaziosis nematode), 1173 nucleotides long. NCBI's taxonomy places the organism in Eukaryota, Metazoa, Nematoda, Chromadorea, Rhabditida, Thelaziidae. The record is from the annotation of a GenBank genome assembly.